AUGGCUCCCCCCGAGAGAAGAAAGACUCGGAGCGCCGUUUCUGAGGGAGCAGCGCAGCUGAUGUCUCCAGAUCCGAACAUAGAGGAACGAAUGCGGCGAAGAAAGACUCCUAAGAAAAGUGUCCCGCCACCCAAAACGCCUUCGCCACCUAGAAGAUCGCCAGCUCCGAAGACCCCGACCAGAUCGCCCACAGGACCCAAAGCUACCCAAACCCCAAAGACUCCAGUCGCUACACAAGACCCAAUCAAAACACGAAAAUCAACCUCUGGAAAGGGGAAGCAGAAAGCGAGACUUUCCCCUUCUGACAGGAGUGACGAGGAAUAUGUCCCGGACCCGGACCCUGAACCUCGCAAGAAGAAAAGAUCACCAAACACAGACUUAUCGUAUAUACUGCCAGUGGAUGCUCCAGAGCACGAAGAUUCGGAUCACUGCAUGUCCCCUGAAAAGGGCCCAGUAAAUCGGAGCCGGUCGGCUUCUUCAAAGAGGUCCCCACGGCCAAAGGCAAGACAGACGAAGUGUGACAGUGUCAGUGAGAGCGGUUCGGAUGUUGGCUCUCACGAUACGAAUAAAGAAAAUGCAACGCCGGGCCCUCAAGACCAGAUUGAAGACCAAGACGGCGAUCAAGGCGCUGACCAGCCCGAAGAUGACACCCACAAUACUACCGACACAGCAAGUACCGAUACAGAUGGCAGAAGUGGUGCAAAUCAACAAGAAGAACAGCACUCCGACGUAGAUUCUCAAAUUUCGGCGUCUGAUGGGUUUUCUGCAGGGACAGCUGACACUGGAAAUCAAACACCGAUCGGCGGGGAAUUCUAUCUCAGUGGUCGGAAGAUGCCCAGCGACCUGCUUAGAAAGCGUGCACUGUUCCAGAAUCUCGAGACUCCAUAUCCGGGAUACACAACAGCCGAGCUGAAGAGCGCGAUGAAACGACAUUUACAAGAGGGCGACGAAGAUGCAGCCAGUACGAGCAGGCCGCCCAAAAGAGCCCAUUUCGCCAAUGGUAAUGAUGGUGAUGAUGAUGAUGAUGAAUAUCGACCGUCAUCAUAUUUGGAGGAUCCACUCAAGGGCAUCUUCGAUCGUAUCCUGCUCAUCCCCGAAGAUCUAAAUCUUGCAGAGAUCGGCGCAUGUUUCACGGAACUUCAGGACUUGUCACAGGCGUUUGCCAAAAAGUUCUUUAGCUUCCAGUUGAACGAUGAGCAGGUUGAAGCUUGGCCUCUGCAUCUGCUGAAAUGGGACUAUUUCGGUCUCAAGACCAUGGCACAAUGGCUCGCCGAUAGCGAUGCCUAUAGCUGGCGAGACUUUUUCACCAACCCUGAAAGUCGCGUUGCUUUGGUCCAUGCGAUUGUUGGAGAGUAUCUCGAAGAACAUGUCUUCAAGCAGACUGCUUUCUCAUUUACGGGGCCCAAACUCGAAAAACUCAAGGAGCUCGACGAGAAAUACCUCAAGUAUGAUGCCUUCGUCCGCAACAAGAAGCGGGCUGCUCUGCUUACUAAAAUCAUUCACGAAACGCAUGGCUUCUGGUUGGCUCAUCGUCAGGACAUGCUCAACGCUUCAGAUUCCCUGGCGCGACUGAUCCUGGAGCUCGUUGAACCAUUAAUGCCGCCUCGCCUAUUCGAUCCACUGAUUUCCUCUCGUUGCUUGCUGGAACCGAAAUCACGCCACCCAUUCCGUGGUGACAAGAUCACAGAGGCAGAAAAGCAAGCUGCCAAAAAUUUGUGGGAUUACAUGAUGCAUGAUCUCCGCGUGCUCAUCUACAAGGCCGCGUCCGUCCAUCUCUCCAUCCGCCUCAGCGGCAAAGAUGGCACCAAUGUCCGUAUUCUCCGGCCCAUUGCAAAGGGCACUGCAUUCACCCAGUCCGAGACCAUGGAGUGCAUCAACGAGGCCGACUAUGACAUCGAGAAACCAGAUCCACCUUCGGAGCAUGAUGAGUGGCAAAUCAAGAUGACCUGCUGGGGCCAAGUUGAAGCCGUGGUGCCUCACAACGUGGACCUGGAACAAUACGAGCAGAUCGAGGCUCAGUUCAACGCGCAGACUGGACAAGAUGGCCCUCGGUCAUUUGACGGGCUCGAGGAAUACUUCAAACAACACCUUCCCGUCCUGCACGCCGAGAUCCAGGAGGACGAGGAUGUGGAUAAGCUCAGCGAUGGACACCGUCAUCCCGGCACAGAAUGGGACCACGACAUGGCCCAGGACGAAGCACAGCAGCGUCGACCACAAAACGGUCGCGGGCAAACUCGCUGUCACGGAACCCCAAGCCAAGAAGACGUCAACCCCUUCCACCUCCCAGACCGUGGCAGCUUCGUGACGUACUACAAAUGCAUUGCCCGCAGCCAGGUCUACUGCGAAUGGGCCACGAAGGGCCACAUGAACCACGCCCUGCAGCCCUUGGACGCCGCGGUUGAGGAAGCCCGUCUCGCGUCCGGCCUUUACUACAAGCUGGAAGACGGCUUCAUCAACACCACCAGUGCAGUGCUCCGACUUAUUGAGCGCAACGGCCUCCACGAGUACUGGUACGAGGCGCUAAUAUUCGCGAUCACUCUCGCUGGCCUUCCUCCGAUCUUCAUACUGGGUAGGAGUGAUUACUGGGCCCCGGUCAGGUUGGCUAUGCACCGUGCGGCAGACACUGUUGCUCACGCAAUGUCGUCACCAGAAAAUGCCAGAGAGGUGUUGCUGAAUCUCAGAGCUCGGGUGCUCGGGACGUUACUGGCGUUGCAGCCAACUACUAGGAUGCUGCGGCCAACUACCAGGAUGCUGCGGCCAACUGUUUCGCAACCAUAUGUGUUGCAGGCAACUACAUUAUAA
Exophiala aquamarina CBS 119918 is the source of this 2802-nucleotide messenger RNA. RefSeq lists its product as uncharacterized. The transcript has a single exon. The record is from RefSeq and is a predicted model, not a curated record. NCBI's taxonomy places the organism in Eukaryota, Fungi, Ascomycota, Eurotiomycetes, Chaetothyriales, Herpotrichiellaceae. Bases 1 to 2802 code for a protein of 933 amino acids.